Molecule: messenger RNA, 1190 nt
Organism: Nilaparvata lugens (brown planthopper)
Lineage: Eukaryota; Metazoa; Arthropoda; Insecta; Hemiptera; Delphacidae
Product: venom protease-like
Exons: 7
Coding region: 149-1054 (301 amino acids)
Biological process (GO): proteolysis
Molecular function (GO): serine-type endopeptidase activity
Source: RefSeq, a predicted model, not a curated record
ACCUAUAAAAUGGCUCUGUUAUAUAAACAGUCGGUUGGUAACGGUGAGCUAAAGAAUGUACAGUGUACUUCGAUUUCAUGCUAAAUUUGAAUGAGAUCUUUCAAAAGCAUUCGAUUUGCAACUGAGCAAGACAGCUUGGCAAGCUAAAAUGAGGGAGAUCAUCAUCUAUAUAAGGAUCUUAUUUUUAUUGAUUAUUUUGGAAGACUGUUCUCUUAUCAGUAAUGGGGAACCAAAUAAUUCUCGAUCCAUGUGUUCUUGUGGAGUUGUGAAUAGAGUGAUCCCUUUGAUUGUUGGUGGAAGGAAAAUAUCUUUCAACAGAUACCCGUGGUUGGUGCUGGUGAAUUUUCGGAAUAAUUAUCAUUGCGGAGGCACACUGAUCAGCAGCCAACACGUGCUCACAGCUGGGCAUUGUGUAUCAUUUGAUGAUGAAGAAGCCGUUACUCCCGAACAUUUAUCAGUUGUUCUUGGAGCACAUAACUUAUUGAAUGACGAUGAGCAUUCAAGGAUUUACAGAAGAGUUGAAGCCAUCAAACUACAUGCAAAUUUCCACGGCGAUGAAGUGCACGAUGUGCAUGAUAUUGCAUUGUUAAAAUUAGAUAAGGAAGUCACAUAUAGUCGGCAUGUUGGACCAGUGUGUUUGCCAGGAGCUUUGGAUGAGAACCUCUACAAAAUCCCAAAAGGAAAAGUUAUAGGAUGGGGAUCUAAAAAUUACAAUGGAUUCAUCUCUAAAAUACCCUCAGAAGUGGAACUAGACAUACUUUCUCAUGAGGAAUGUGAGAAGGUCAAUGAAUAUGAUUUUGAUAAGCACUUUAUUGAAGAAAGAGGGUCUAUGUUUUGUGCUUAUACAUACAAACAUGAUGCUUGUAAGGGUGACAGUGGUGGACCGUUUGUAGUGGAAAACGGUCAAAACCGAAUAGUCCAAAUAGGUAUAGUAUCUUGGGGUAUCAAAUGCGCCAAAAAAGGUAUACCUGGAGUUUACACAAAACUUACAUCUUACAUAAAUUGGAUAGAAAAGAAUGCAAACAUUUCUAUUAAUUCUUGCAAUUUUUUAUGAAUUAAAAUGGUAUGAAUUAAAUAGUCAUUGAAAAAUAGCUUAUGGUAUAUUUUUUCAGCUUCAACUCAUCAACAGAAAUAUUUUUAAAUUAGCCUUUGCUAGUUUAUAUGUAUUCCUAAAUAAUAUUUACAAUUUA